AAGCGAUAAUUGAUUGGGUAAUAUCAUUCAGCAAAUAGUCUUCAUUUAUUUAACAUUACUGAAAUUAAACAAGAAGACUAUAUAACGAUGAAAAUCUUCUACUUGUUAGGUUUUGUAGGCAUAGUGUCUACUGCAGUUAUUCCUUUUGAUGGAUUAAGGCAACAGAAUUCUACAACGAAUGCAAUUAGCGAACCAGACUCAUCAAAUCUGGAUACGACCAUCUUUAAUGAUGAAGGCUAUAAAUACAAAACUGUUCGUAGACUUAAAUAUAGACUGCGUAGAGAUGUAAGUCAAUUGGAUAAUGACUACUUGCCACCAGUUGAAGAAUCGCAAGAGAAAUCAACUAAAGAUGUUUCAGAGAUUGCCAAUGAAUAUUUGCCUCCUGCUGAAGAAGAAACCACUGAAGCUAAUGUCGAAGUGAAAUCUGUUGAGGAACCUGAGGAAUCCGCUGUUUUAGGAGAAAAUGGUUAUGAGUACAGAACUGUUCGUCGUUUGAAGUAUCGUCAGCGUCGUGAUGUUUCAGAGAUUGCCAAUGAAUAUUUGCCUCCUGCUGAAGAAGAAAAUACCGAAGCUGCUGCUGAAUUGAAAUCUGUUGAGGAACCUGAGGACUCCGCUGUUUUGGGUGACAAUGGCUACGAAUACAAAACUGUUCGUCGUUUGAAGUAUCGUCAACGUCGCGAUGUUUCAGAGAUUGCCAAUGAAUAUUCGCCUCCUGCUGAAGAAGAAACCACCGAAGCUGUAGCUGAAUUGAAAUCUGUAGAAGAACCUGAGGACUCUGCUCUUUUGGGUGACAAUGGCUACGAAUACAGAACUGUACGUCGUUUGAAGUAUCGUCAACGUCGUGAUGUUUCAGAGAUUGCCAACGAAUACUUGCCUCCUGCUGAAGAAGAAACCACCGAAGCUGUAGCUGAAUCGAAAUCUGUGGAGGAACCUGAGGACUCUGCUGUUUUGGGUGACAAUGGCUACGAAUACAAAACUGUUCGUCGUUUGAAGUAUCGUCAACGUCGUGAUGUUUCAGAGAUUGCUAAUGAAUAUUUGCCUCCUGCUGAAGAAGAAACUACCGAAGCAGCUGCUGAAUUGAAAUCUGUUGAGGAACCUCAAGACUCCGCUGUUUUAGGUGACAAUGGCUACGAAUACAGAACUGUACGUCGUUUGAAGUAUCGUCAACGUCGUGAUGUUUCAGAGAUUGCCAACGAAUAUUUGCCUCCUGCUGAAAAAGAAACCACCGAAGCUGUAGCUGAACUGAAAACUGUAGAAGAAUCUGAGGACUCCGCUGUUUUGGGUGACAAUGGCUACGAAUACAGAACUGUACGUCGUUUGAAGUAUCGUCAACGUCGUGAUGUUUCAGAGAUUUCCAAUGAAUAUUUGCCUCCUGCUGAAGAAGAAACCACCGAAGCUGUAGCUGAAUUGAAUUCUGUGGAGGAACCUGAGGACUCCGCUCUUUUGGGUGAUAAUGGAUACGAAUACAGAACUGUACAUCGUUUGAAGUAUCGUCAACGUCGUGAUGUUUCAGAGAUUGCCAAUGAAUAUUUGCCUCCUGUUGAAGAAGAAACCACCGAAACUGUUCCUGAAUUGAAAUCUCUUGAGGAACCUGAGGACUCCGCUCUUUUGGGUGACAAUGGCUACGAAUACAGAACUGUACGUCGUUUGAAGUAUCGUCAACGUCGUGAUGUUUCAGAGAUUGCCAACGAAUACUUGCCUCCUGCUGAAGAAGAAACCACCGAAGCUGUGGCGGAAUUGAAAUCUGUAGAGGAACCUAAAGACUCUGCUGUUUUGGGUGACAAUGGCUACGAAUACAGAACUGUACGUCGUUUGAAGUAUCGUCAACGUCGUGAUGUUUCAGAGAUUGCCAACGAAUACUUGCCUCCUGCUGAAGAAGAAACCACCAAAGCUGUUGCUGAAUUGAAAUCUGUAGAGGAACCUGAAGAGACUGCUGCUUUGGGUGACAAUGGCUACGAAUACAGAACUGUUCGUCGUUUGAAGUAUCGUCAACGUCGUGAUGUUUCCGAAAUUGCUAACGAAUACUUGCCUCCUGCUGUGGAAGCUAUCACUGCUGGGCAAUCUGAGGAUUCCACAGUUUUAGGAGAGAAUGGCUAUGAGUAUAAAACUGUACGUCGCUUAAAGUACUAACUUAGCACAUAUAUUAGUGAAAUUUUAAUUUAGGUCUUUUUUCUUUUGUCAUUGAUUUGUUAUUGUUAAAUAAAGUUA
Messenger RNA from Lucilia sericata (common green bottle fly), 2208 nucleotides. RefSeq names its product fibrous sheath CABYR-binding protein-like. The coding region runs from base 88 to 2130 and encodes 680 amino acids. The record is from RefSeq and is a predicted model, not a curated record. Gene Ontology annotation, molecular function: calcium ion binding. The transcript has 3 exons. NCBI's taxonomy places the organism in Eukaryota, Metazoa, Arthropoda, Insecta, Diptera, Calliphoridae. Gene Ontology annotation, biological process: negative regulation of protein sumoylation.